UAAGGAUGUGCGUCUACCAGUUCAGUUGCAACGUGCUAUGGCUGCAGAAGCCGAGGCCUCUAGAGAAGCCAGAGCCAAGGUGAUCGCAGCUGAGGGAGAACACAAGGCCGCCCGUGCUCUGAAAGAAGCUGCGGAAGUGAUUGUCCAAUCACCAGCAGCCAUUCAGCUCCGUUAUCUCCAGACCCUUAAUACAAUAUCUGCAGAGAAAAACUCCACGAUCAUAUUCCCAUUGCCCAUUGAUUUUAUAUCCCAAUUUUAUAACAAUUCACAAGCCCCAGCUCCACCACGCCCGACAAAAGCCCCUCUGUCGCAGCCAGUCAUUGAACUGAACGAAUCCUGAAUUGUUGAAUCAGAUUCAAACAUUUAGGCACAAUUCGUGGAACAGAUCAUUGGAUUGUGAAGCAUGAGUGAUAGACUGUUUGAUUUAGACUGUUUCCUUGGAAACUACAACUCAGAUUUUGGCACAACGGCUACUUUUGAGAGUUCAACUCAUUGUGAAUAAAGGCUUUGUGUCAAUCUUGUUCCCGAUGUUAUUGUUAAAACAUGUUAACUAAUGCAUGUUGUAAAAUAAUUGGAGAAUUCAAAUGAAUGAUGUACUUUAAGGAUGAGUUAUCUAGUCAAAAAACAUUAUUAGAGAUAUAUGCAUGGUGUCAGCGUAAAGCAAAUUACAGUGAAACCUGUUGGAACACCUUUAGAAGCGGAACACCUCUUAAGGUUCUCACCAGGAAAUUUUUAGAUUUUUCGCGAUAUUUAGACUUCUCCUCCCCGUGUGAGAUCAGAGAUAUCCUAUUAGUAUACUUUUCAGAAUACUACUUAAGAUUAUUCCCUAUUUUAAUCACAA
This is a messenger RNA of Owenia fusiformis, 841 nucleotides long. Lineage: Eukaryota; Metazoa; Annelida; Polychaeta; Sabellida; Oweniidae. The record is from the annotation of a GenBank genome assembly.